UAAUCUUCCGUUCGCUUUCCACCGCCUGUAUUGCUUGUCCAGCAUGUCCACCAUUUCACGGCCAGGCGGAAUCGUCAUUUACACAUCGGCAAUAUGCUUUGCCGUUGUGACUGUUACUGCCAUCACCGUCGUGCUUCUAAAGACGAACCCUAAACGUGCACAACCACUUGAUUCAGAACCAUACGAGGAACCAAUCGCGCUCGAGAAGGAAGCGUGCUCCACUGCAGCUUGUGCCGACGCAUCAAAACAGCUGGUAAGGACUAUCAGCCAGGAGAUAGCACCCUGUCACAACUUUUACCGGUUCGUCUGUGAUGGUUGGGAACGGACGCAUCCACCCAAGGACAACAUCUACCUACGUAGCGUGUUGGCCGAGGCUGAAAACAAUGUAAAAAAGAUGCUUAUGUUGGCUUUGGAGUCAGCACCCGUUCCUCGACGAAACCAGUCUCAGAUCGAUAAGAUCACCGCCCUAUAUCGUUCUUGCACUAGCAGUCAGUACACAGAGGGCAACAGCAUGAAGUCGAUAGGAAGGUUCUUGAAGGUGCAUUACCAGAAUUGGCCAGAACUAGAUGUACCAGACAUUGUAGAGUUCUUUGAUUAUGUCUUGGAGCUAGACAUUCGAUGGCGACUGAAUAUUAUGUUCCGCUAUGAACUGCACGAAGAAGCGAACAGGCAGAUGUCGGUUGUGCUGAAGCCGUAUAAGCCCCCGAUUUUGGCGAAGAACGUCCGUCCCGCUUACAUGUCCCUUGUACAGGAGGUAGCCAGGAUGAUUGGCGGUGAUCACGAUGGGAACUAUGUGGACUUAGCGGCAGCAGUCCUUUCAUUUGAGACCAAGCUAAGUGAGAUGCCCUUGGAUACUGGGUACGUCGCCAUCCAGUGGACAAAGAUAUUGACCAUAUUUCCAGGGACAACGUAUCAGAUGUGGCUGGAGCCAUUCGCCAAGUACCACCAUCUCGGUAACCGUAUCAGGGCUACCAGCUCGGUGUACAUAUACAGUCCACUCUAUUUCAAAUCAUUUGUUGCUCUUCUGUUCCUCAACGCGCACAAUGGUAGCGCGUCAUGGUACGUCAAUUGGCGUUUCAUUCAGUCACUUGGAUGCAGGACGUCGUAUGAGUUCCGACAGCUUACAGAAACGCAGUUACUGUGGCCAUCAGGGGAGUGCGGGGCAACCGAUGUGCACAUCUACUGUCAGACACUCGUUCGAAGCCUCUUGGUUCCGCAAUGGAAAGGCCUUGUUACUAAGGUUCUCCUGUCUCCAAAAGCCGUGCAUGAUGUCACUGAUAUUGCAAGGAAUCUACGUAAGGUACUCGAAGACAAGCUGAGAUUGGCUGUCUGGAUGGACGCGACGACACGUAUGCGGGCGUUUUCGAAGCUGAAGUCACUCAAGGAAGAGCUUCCAAGGUUGUUUAUAUUCGACGCCAAGGAGCCUGACUUCGAGCGCUACUCGAGAAUUCCAGACAUGACGCCGUCAUUCGUAGACAACUGGUUAGCGUUGAGGCAGGCACUGGGGCUUCUCGUCGAAAACGUGACCCGUACUUACCAAUUGGAUUUCAGUGUUCACUACGACAACUUAAUCAAUGUCUUGCAUGUAAAUGUUGAUGUCCUGACAAGACCUGUUUACUCGUAUGGCGUCCCGGUGACUCUCAACUACGCUGGAUUAGGUACCAUGAUUGUACGAGAAUACACGCGCGCUUUUGACUGGGCAGGUGGACAGAUAGACGGUUCAGGAAGGUCCAGAAGAUGGUGGACAAACGAUACGCUCAAGAACUACCAACAACGUGCGCAGUGCUUCGCCGCUCAACUGCGGCAAUUCAUCAACGACACGAAAGACUUAGCGCAUGUCCUUCCUGAUGUGGUUGCGACAAGUUCUGGACUACGAUUGGCGUUUUUUGCGCUUGAGGCUGCGAUGCAAGAGUCGCACAAAAUGGAAAGGCUCCAGGGGGUGGACCUGUCGAGCCCUCAACUUUUCUUCACAAGUUUCUGUUACCAUCACUGCCAAAACGUCGGUCAGCUUUCCAAUGUGAUUGGUGUGAAAUUCGGUGAUACCUCCUUAGGCGAAAUCCUCUGCAAUGUUGCAACGAGAAACAUGUUGGAGUUCUCGGACGCUUUCGGAUGCUCUGUCAACGACAAAAUGUAUUCUCCCUCUCGUUGUAGAAUAUGGUGAAUAGCGACCAAAUAGUGCAUUCUCAGAAGCCAUAACGUGAUGUAAUAAUCUACGCAAUGACAAUCUGUGCUUAUGUAGAAAUUACACUUUCAUAAAAACAGUCGAGCAUCAUGUGCGUCGAUGUUGGUA
Molecule: messenger RNA, 2290 nt
Organism: Ornithodoros turicata
Lineage: Eukaryota; Metazoa; Arthropoda; Arachnida; Ixodida; Argasidae
Product: endothelin-converting enzyme homolog
Exons: 2
Coding region: 44-2161 (705 amino acids)
Biological process (GO): protein processing
Cellular component (GO): plasma membrane
Molecular function (GO): metalloendopeptidase activity
Source: RefSeq, a predicted model, not a curated record